Cantharellus anzutake is the source of this 807-nucleotide messenger RNA. RefSeq lists its product as uncharacterized. Bases 53 to 619 code for a protein of 188 amino acids. The transcript has 4 exons. The record is from RefSeq and is a predicted model, not a curated record. NCBI's taxonomy places the organism in Eukaryota, Fungi, Basidiomycota, Agaricomycetes, Cantharellales, Hydnaceae.
GAGGUAUCUUGUCGCAACACACUUGUACCCUGGCCCUCAGCCGCCGAACGACAUGGAGGCCAUGAUGGAUCUCCUCCAUCUUCGGUCAGCUCCGAGGAUUUGUGGCGGGUUGUUCGGGAUCGGAGUAGCUCCGAUCCCAAUUGUAUCGAUCAAUCACGCACAUCCUAUUGCGAGUGGUUGCUGUACGGACUGCGGCCAUUCCGGUAACAAGACGUGUACUAGCUCUGGUCUAUGGUACACUCUGUGCCCCGCGCGGCAUCGGGCAGUAUCCUUCAACAUCCCGCUGCUGGAUGGCUUAGUGUCCGAUGUCCAAAAACUUAAACAUAAUCACUACCCUGGGUGUUCCGAACCACGCGUUCGGUGGCGGGCGCGCGCCGCGCGCGCGACUUCCCAUAUUAGCCCUCACUUUGAGUGUCAGCCUGGCAGGUACCGUAAGAGCUUUGACGCGAGCACACCUCUGCAUCCUGUUGGCACGAUCGCGUUUGGACUUCGGCUGGCUCCGCUAAACUUAUGCCAAUGUGAAUUCCGCUGGGUCCUUCAUUCCCCCCAUACAUACGCUUGCAGCCUCUCCUUUCCCACAAACCACAACCCAAGAUCAAUGAUCAAUGAUUGCGUUUGACACGCCACAUUUUAAAUGCCGACUGUUAUGACACUCCUCUCGUGAUCGGUUUCCGUCCUUCAUUUUGUUCUCUCCCCUUCCCGCUCUCUUGAUCUUCAAAAAUUGGUUACGCCUUCACCUCUCUGACGUCCGCCGGCCUUAUCCAUCCUUCAUCAUCUGCACACAAUGACUUACUUGCACUUUGUCAG